This is a messenger RNA of Stomoxys calcitrans (stable fly), 1748 nucleotides long. RefSeq lists its product as uncharacterized. Bases 1 to 1320 code for a protein of 439 amino acids. The transcript has a single exon. Lineage: Eukaryota; Metazoa; Arthropoda; Insecta; Diptera; Muscidae. The record is from RefSeq and is a predicted model, not a curated record.
AUGACGGAAUACAUUGUGAUUUCUAUGGGCCUUGCCGUGGGUAGCUUUGUGGGAUUUUUCCUUUUGAUCCUACUGUUGUUGCGUUUGAAUUCGAAAAAAAUUUUCGGCAUAUAUCCUCGCAAAGGAUUAUUUUAUCACUUGAAAUAUGGAAUAGCUUUGGUAGUGCUGAAGUAUAUGCGUAGCAAACUCUGUCAUCGAAAAGAGGAGGAAAUGGCAAGCCUGGAGCGACCUCAGGUUAUGUCCGAACAUCCCAAAUCCUAUGAUGUAGUCUCGUUUAUGGCAGCCAAUGUAAAGGGAGAAAAGUUAUUGGUCACCUUGGAAAGGCGUCGUCGUGGAAUUAUUAAGGCCUGCUUGUUUUUAUGGCUGCCGGAUUAUGGUCGUUUAGCUUUUCCCAAGAUGCCCGAUAUGUUCUAUUUCACCACCAAUGGCGAGGAAGAGAACACCGAGUUCAAAGGCAAUGGUCUCCACAUAUAUCCCAAAGAACCCAUGAAAUCCUGGUGCAUUAAAUAUGAAGGAGCUCUGGAGCAAGUUCCGGAAAAUAAACUCUUCCAAGUGAAAUUGGAUUUGGAAUUUACCUCCACGGCCAAGCAUUUUGAUUAUAAUCGCGAUCUUAGCUCCUCUUUGAUUGCUGAUGCCACUGCUAGAGAAGCCUGGAACGAGGCCUUUUAUAUAAUGUGCAUGAAUGUGGAUAAAAUUCUGGAUAAUCGCACGCACUAUGAGCAAGUGGGCAAUUUAAAAGGUGACCUCAUGGUUGAGGAGCGUGGACGGACUACGCUAAACAUGAAUUGCAUACGUGAUCAUAGUUUUGGCACCGAUCGUUGCCUUUCCACUAUAAAUCGUUACGUCUAUUUCUCGCUCUUUCUGGAGGAUGGCACCACCAUGGUGGUGGGCAAUCUUUCGCAACCUUCGUUCUUUUUAUCUUCCCUCAAAGUGGGCUAUGUAUGCACAAGCCAGGGCGAGUAUGAGCCCAUAACCAAAUGCAAUUUCGAGCUGUAUUCCUAUGGUGAAAAGGGUGUACCACCAAAUCAUCAAAAUUUUGUGGUGCACACUGCAGAAAUGAAAUAUUUUGUGCAAAUUAAAGUUGAAGAUUGUGCCAUACGUUACAUAGGAGGUAACUGGGAGUCCAAGGUCUACAAUCAAUUUUUUUCCUGCACUGUUAAUGGUAAACAGGGACAUGGUAUAACGGAAUAUCUGUAUCGCCACCAUGGCGGCCGCCCUGAAGAGGUAUGUGGUCAGGAUCCCGAAUGGUAUCAACGAAUUAGGAAAUUUGAAAGAACCUUAAGCAAGUAUGAGGAUGAUGAUGAAGAGUUCUUUUUCUAAGGGAAAUAGGCAAAAUUUGUUUGUCUUAGGUGUGGUUAUAAUUAAAAUGAAACUUUCAUAAAAAAAAAAUUAUUUUUAAAAAUCUUCAGUUAUUUAGAAAGAAAACCAAACUUAGCCGAUCUUGAAAUAUUGUUAUAUAAAACAAUAACUAAAAAAAUUAAAGAUUGAACAAAAUUUAAAAAAAAAUCAUGUCCAUAUAAAAUGAAAUAAAAUAAAUAAAAAAUAAUACAAAAAUAAAAUAUAAAAAAAUCAAAUAAAAAUAAAGUAUAAAACAAAAUAAAAAAAGGUAAAAUAAAACAACCUAUAUAUAAAAAAAUCCAACAAAUAAACAACAAAAUAAAACAAAAAAUAAAAUAUAAUAAAAUGAAAUAAAACAAAAUAAAAAUAAAAUAAAAAAUAAAACAAAAAUAAAUAUAAAAGAAAAUUGA